CAGGAAACGGUGCACAUCCCGGCUUAUGCCAGUCUUCGGAAGGAAGCUCAUCACCUCCUUGGACUUCCACUGGAGCGAAUCUCAAUAAUCUUUCACACGGCUAACUCACUUUUAUCCUUUCACCAGCUGUUUUGAUUUACUCUCAACAGCAGGUUACCUGGAAGUGGUUGGUGGGGAGGAGAACAAAUGAAAAAGAAUCCAGGAGAAACGGGAUGAGCGAGAUAGAGAGCAAGACCCAGGAGAUUCCUCAUGCAAAAUGGAAGUCCUCAUUCCGCCUGCUUGUGAUUUGAACGGAACAAAGGCAUCGUAGCCUAAGACGGCCGCAUCAUCCGUGUUUUGCCCUGUGUGGCCUGCCUCUAUUUAUCUCAGUCGGAGUCAUGGUCUUAAUCUGAACACAAAAUAAAUCCUCUUUAAUCCUUCCCCCCCACAGCCUUCUGCUAGUGACAUCUAAUUCAUAACAUCCCAUUGUCAUGGAGAAGACGUACUCACUAACCGCGCACUAUGAUGAGUUCCAGGAAGUGAAAUACGGCGGCCGCUACAGCAGUGACAUCCUCAGUAAUGGUAUGACCCUUCACUUGGGCGGCAGCCUGGACCGUCACAUGGCGUGUGGGCGGGGAGGCACCUGGGCAAAUGGUCGCAGCAAAGAUGCGAGCAGCACUAGCAGCAAUGGAGGUCUCCCCCGAUGGAGCCGAAGGGAGAUAUGCCUCCUUUCGGCUUUAGUCUUCGCAGCCGGCAUGUGUGUCAUUUUGGGAAGCAUGCUAGCACUGAAAUACAUUUCCUUGGAGGCCCAGCAGGAUCCCCAGUGCAGGCAAGACUGCCAGCGGAGACGCGUACUGUUGCGGGCAGCGCGCUUUGUGCAGGCCAAUAUUGACCCCACCAUCCAGCCAUGCCAGGACUUUUACUCAUUCGCGUGUGGAGGCUGGCUGAGGCGUCACGCAAUCCCAGAGGACAAGCUCAGCUAUGGAAUCAUUACAGCCAUAGGAGAGAACAAUGAAGAGAAACUGCAACGCAUCCUUCUGGAGCCAAUUCAGAGGCGAGAGCCCAACUCGGCAGAGCGCAAGGUUAAGGAGUUUUAUAGAUCGUGUGUCAACAUCCAGGAGAUUGACAAACUGGGUUCCGACCCCAUGAUCGAGGUGAUAGACAGCUGUGGAGGGUGGGAUCAGAUUGGGGCCCCUCCUGGUGCUGCUGGCUGGGAGAAAGAGGGUGCCCCACAAAGACCAGAUUUCAAUGAACUGCUUUAUAGGACGCAGGGCGUGUACAGCACUGCUGUGUUCUUCUCUCUUACUGUGAAUGUGGAUGACAAAAACUCUUCUCGGAAUGCAAUCAGGAUUGACCAGGAAGGACUCACGCUGCCUGAGAGAAGCCUUUACUUGGGUCAGGAUGAGGACAGUGUCAAGAUCUUGGCAGCAUACAAGGCCCUGAUGGAGCGCUUACUAAGCAUGCUGGGAGCUCACAACGCUACACAAAAGUCCAAGGAGAUUAUACAGCUGGAGACUCGUCUAGCCAACAUCACCGUGUCAGAAUAUGAUGACCAAAGAAAGGACGUCAGCACGAUGUAUAACCGCAUUACACUCAGGCAGCUACAGCGCACCGCUCCUGGUCUUCACUGGAAACGCCUGCUGGAUAAAAUUUUCCAUGACAACAUCUCUGAAGACGAGGAGAUAGUGGUGCUUGCUACAGAUUACAUACAAAAAGUGUCUGAUAUUAUCAAGACCACAUCAAAAAGGGUUCUCCAUAACUACAUGCUGUGGCGCAUUGUGGCAGCGCUAAGUGAACAUCUGUCCACCGCCUUCCGAAGCACCAUCCAUGAGUUUUCUCGGGAGAUUGAUGGCACUGAGCAGCAGCUGGAGCUGGGCAGAAUGUGCCUCACGCAGGCCAACAAACACUUUGGCAUGGCUCUGGGAGCUCUUUUUGUCCAGCAGCACUUCUCCUCACAGAGCAAGGCGAAGGUGCAAGAGUUGGUGGAGGAUAUAAAGCAUUCCCUGGACCUGCGGUUGCAGGAGCUUGACUGGAUGGAUGAAGCCACCAAAGAGGCAGCCAGAGCAAAGCUGAAGUACAUGAUGGUCAUGACAGGAUACCCAGACUUCCUGAUCAAACCUGAGCUCAUAGAUCGAGAAUACGGGUUUGACGUGGACGAGAAAACCUACUUCAAGAACAUUCUUAACAGCAUCAAAUUCAACAUUAAGCUGUCAGUCAAGAAGAUUCAUGAAGAAGUAGACAAGACAGUGUGGAUUCUCCCCCCACAGGCCCUAAAUGCCUACUACCUACCUAACAAGAACCAAAUGGUUUUCCCAGCCGGCAUCCUUCAGCCCACUUUGUACAACCCUGAAUUCCCACAGUCUUUGAACUAUGGAGGUAUAGGAGCAAUCAUUGGCCAUGAACUAACUCAUGGGUACGAUGACUGGGGGGGACAGUAUGAUCGCCACGGCAACCUCCAACAAUGGUGGACUGAGGACAGUUACAGAAAGUUCCAGAAGAAGACUGAAUGCAUCGUGAAACUCUAUGAUAAUUUCACAGUUUACAAUCAGAGGGUUAACGGUCGCUUGACUCUGGGGGAGAACAUUGCAGACAUGGGAGGACUCAAGCUGUCAUACUAUGCAUAUCAGAAGUGGGUGAGAGAACACGGCCCAGAGAGACCCCUACCAGGGCUCAAAUAUACACAUGAACAACUCUUCUUCAUUGCCUUUGCACAGAACUGGUGUAUGAAGAGAAGAUCUCAGUCUAUUUACUUGCAGUUGUUAACGGAUAAACAUGCACCGGAACACUACAGGGUGAUUGGCAGCGUUUCUCAAUUCAAUGAGUUUUCCCGCGUUUUCCACUGUCCGAAGGGUACCCCCAUGAAUCCUGUUGACAAAUGUUCUGUAUGGUGAUGAUCCUGUUAAGGCUUCUGUUGGACUCACACACACACGACCACCUCUAAUUCGUCACAGGAAAAUGGACCACAUUCAUCCUAACUGAGGAUAAAAGUUCAUCUUUUCACUUUCAUGAGUGUAAGAAAUAUAGAAUUAAUGAUGCUCAUUAAGUCAUCAGCCAAAGAAAGCAUUGUCUACUAACCACAUUAGUCUCAUUAUUCAUACACAUUACAUGUAUUAUUGAUGAUAUCUAUAUUUUUCUAUAUUUUUUAAUUGAUUCAUUUUGUUCAAAUCAUCUAUUUUUCUAUUACAGCAAAUCUAUGAGAACCAUAAUGUAUUUCAUGCAGGACCUUUUUUUUUUUUCUAACUUGAGUAACGUUUUUUUUUUCUUUUCUUUUCUUUUCAAUAAUUUAUCCUCUGAUGCAUUGAUUAGAAAAUUCCCAGCGUACCACAAGAGGUCGAGGGGGGAUUUCACUGCAGAUUGAAGCAGGUUUUUUUCUCAACUGCAAUGACUGCAUUGUUUUUGCGUGGCUAAAUGUUGCCUCUCUCUCAGUUCGGUACUGUAUUCAAGUUGACUCUUGCUCUUGUGAUUUAGAGCACAAAGCUCACCGUCACGACUGUUGUAUCGUUUGCCUGCGUUGUUCUCUUGUUACAGUAUUUGUACCUUUUUAAGCGCUGUUAAGUGUUGUAUUUUUUUUGUAAAAGGAAAAUUCAUUAUUGUCGUUUUUUCUCAGGAAAUGUAGCGCCAAAAGUCAGUACAACUCUCACCUCUUCACUCAAAUUAAACGAUUGGUAUUUGUAAAUAAAAAGAUACCGACUGGACUUUUAAACUUGGAUGUACCAGAGAAGCUGACAUUCAGUAGUAAUAACAGACCCAUUAACAAAGAGAAAAGCAGUAGAUUUGAUGUAGACAGUUUAUGUUGAACUCUUCGAACAACAAAAUACAACAUCGUACUUGCAGAGCGCACUGAAACAAAUUUUGGUGGCAGUGUUGUUUUAAAGAAAACGCUUUUGUAAACCAAAUGUGAGUCGGGUGUUAUCGUUGUAUGGUUAGUUUUGACAACAAGAGCAUGUUCCCUCCCUUUGAUACUUAACACCACAGAGCUCAAACAAACGCAUAACUCAUUCACCCAAAACAUGACUGUACAGCUGCUAAUUCACAUGUUGGCUAUCGCUUCCUCUCAAUGGUUGCUGUUCAAUGUUUGAAUAAAUACAAUCAAAUUCCGGUGUGACGUUUGUGUAGCUUUGGGUUAUUAUCGGUGUGUUAUCAGUGUGUGUGCCCACAGUCGUGAUCCUCUGGCAGCGGCCAAGCUCUAUCUCAACCACCUAACAGCUGAUAGGGGACCUCUCUUUAUCAGGUACGACAGUUACUUUC
This is a messenger RNA of Corythoichthys intestinalis (scribbled pipefish), 4227 nucleotides long. RefSeq names its product endothelin-converting enzyme-like 1 (gene ecel1). Gene Ontology annotation, biological process: protein processing. Gene Ontology annotation, molecular function: metalloendopeptidase activity. The record is from RefSeq and is a predicted model, not a curated record. Lineage: Eukaryota; Metazoa; Chordata; Actinopteri; Syngnathiformes; Syngnathidae. Bases 471 to 2870 code for a protein of 799 amino acids. The transcript is spliced from 18 exons. Gene Ontology annotation, cellular component: plasma membrane.